Molecule: messenger RNA, 1480 nt
Organism: Aspergillus pseudotamarii
Lineage: Eukaryota; Fungi; Ascomycota; Eurotiomycetes; Eurotiales; Aspergillaceae
Product: SGF11 family protein
Exons: 3
Coding region: 353-1336 (327 amino acids)
Source: RefSeq, a predicted model, not a curated record
GAGUGUUACCCGCCCCAGGCUGAGAAACCUAUAUAUUAUCGACUGACAGAUGGAUCCUAUUAGCCGCUUCCUCUCUUUGUUAUUAUCCUGAUCGUUAUAAUUCGAUUGAUCCUUCUGUGACGCUCCUCGUAUACUCCGUUCAAUCCGGGCCAAGAAGGACUGUCUUGCGACCUCAACUUCCUUUUGCCUUUGCGCGAUCGCCUUGCCGCGAUCUGAUAUUCGUCGUGAUAUAAUACUUAACAGUACAUGGAGCUGUUCUAAUAGGUCCAAGAGAUAUCGGAACUGCUACGCGACCUCCUGGAACAAUUGUAUUGCGAACUAGGGUUAGUUCGCAAAGUAAGGCAUCUUGAAAAUGGGCGAAUCGAAUGGAACAGAACAGCAAGAAAGCUCCUUUCCUUCGGGAACUAUUGCGAAGCUGACAUGUGACGUUCUCAACAACACGUUCUAUAACAUUAUCCAUGACAUAGUGUCAAAAGUCCAUCGGGAUGAAAAGGUUGCUCGAAUGCGUUCUGCUGUCACAAUCGCCAGGCAGAAAGCCGAAGAAGAAGCUGGCAGGCGCCGAGAAGAAGCAGGUGCCAAACCCACUGCGUUAAAACCGGGCGAAGAUUUCGAAGAACUCAAGGACAUCCGUGUUGAGACGGAUGGGGCGAUCUUUGAAGAUGGGAGGGUUUAUCUCAAGGGAAACCCGCUUAAUACUACCAAAGAAAUCAUCUGUCCCGACUGCCGAUUGCCACGCCUACUUUAUCCUGUGACUGGGGUCGGAGCACGGCCCCCUCCGGAUCCAUAUCGAGAAUAUUGCCAAAAGCAACCGAUGAUCAGCAAACCAGGGCAUGACGUUCAUGGGAAUCCGUUCGCUACAGACAAACUGAAUCCUAAGAAGAAGAAACAGACAAACACUUCAAAUACGCCAGCGUCAAGCCCGCCUACAACACCGGAUAGUUCCUUUAAGCAAGCGGCUCCAGAGAAAGUAUCAUUUCCGACGGUCAAGUGCCCAAAUUGCCCAAGGUACUUUGUUGUGACGCGAGUGGCACAACACUUGGACCGAUGUCUCGGUCUAUCAGGCCGACAAGUCAACCGAAACAAAACGCCCAUGGAAAACGGUACCAGCACUCCUAGUUCUGCGCCGCCCAAACGUCCAUUAGAUGACGACACCCCGCCAACUAUAACGAAGAAAAAGAAGCUCGGUGCUCCCAAGAAGCUGUCAGGGAAAAAGCCGCCACCGGCUCCCAGUAGCAAACUCAAGAAUGGUGUGACGCCUGACAUGGCGGCUGCCGCGGACGCUGCAGCCGCUGGUGACGGCAAUAUAAAAAGCGAACCGAAUGGCGACAAUGCAUAGUUUCUUAUUCUUCUUUCCUUAAUUAUAGCUUCUGCAGUACUUCUGUAUUGCUUCUCACGGGCAAUAUGGGUGUGUCUGCACUGGAGACGAGGCUUUGGACAUAGUCUCCUUUUAACGAUCUGACGUAAAUACUCGGCAUCAAAG